GUACCUUCUCACUGUAAUGCAGAGUAUGUGAUGGCCGCGGAACAGGUUGAAGCGCAGCCUCGAAGGAGCGCAGAAUUUGUGGAAAGCUCAAUACUUGAAGCUGUUGUGCCGGCAGAUACCUCAUUUGACGUCCAACAGAAACUGGACGCAUGGGACGGCAACACUGCAGAUGAUCAUAGUUCCAUUGCACCUUUUGUAACUGAGCGGCAAUUUAUCAUUUUUGAUGAGCGUGUGCCGGUAUAUGUUGUCUUCCGGACGCCUUCAAUAGAUAAUGAUACAUUGAGAGCAUAUCUCAGCCGACUAGCUAUUACUUUGGAUGUCUUUGCUUUCAGUACUGCACCACCCCCUGAACCGGAAGCAAAACCACCGCCACCGAAGGAACUGAUAUACUCCGAGACUAUCAAGGACUCCAAGGAACCUCUAAUCCUCCGUCCCGAGGUCAACAGUCAAUAUGUCUAUGUCAUAUGGCGAUUGGAAGUGUUCAUAAGCCGACCUCAUGGGCGAUUUUACAAACCAGCAAUAUAUUUCCAGCCAACAGCAAACUUGAAGCCACCUCCAAGGACUGAGCGACCUGGUUCAAAUGAUGAGUACCUUCCAAGCAAGGUUCCUACUGCACUGAACUUGCUUCAGGCCUUCGAAAGUGAUCCUGCUUUGGCCGGUGCCCAUCCACGAUUGUCGGCACUCAGAAUUAACAAGAUUGCACCUAGUGCACCCGUAGUCAGAGAGCUUAUUCGCCCAAUCAAGACGGGCCAACGGCGGUUGUUCCGAACAGUUCCUGCACUUAUAUGGCGCAUCCGAUACUCCAAGAAGCAUACUUCCCUCAGUGAUGCGUCUCUCAUCGCCAGCCUGGAUCUCGAGAUUGCACAUGUUACUGGAUGUAAAGUGCAAAUUGAAAGCAUCGAAUUAUCAUUGAAGGGAGGAAGAACCACGGCUAUUGCUAAUCACCAGGGCCAACAGCUGGUUCACCAACCUGGCGAUCAAAUUACUUAUCUAUACGAGCUAGAACCCGAGCUUAACGGAGAAGGCGGCCUACUAUAUGGUCCAGAAGGGCAUAUAUUGUCACUCACGAUCAAGGCCAAUGCAUUAGUGUCCGACACUACAGUUCCGGUGCUGUCAAUUGAGUGGAGGACCCCAGUAGACUUCGCUGGCGAACAGAAUCAGAACUUCAUGAAAGCUGCUCACAGAGCCAGCAAUCCGAUUGCUCAAGCACCACAGAAACACUUGGGGCCUGACUCGUUUGCGCCGCAAGAGGAAGAUGCGCCGCCUGCAAAAGACGCACAGAAGCAGCCCAUCAACGUCACUGUAACAGUAACAGGACCGCCACAAGUUCGCGUCGCGGAGUUUUUCCAUUGGAAUAUUUUCAUCGUGAAUCGAUCCGAUAAGGUACGCAAGCUGGCUGUUCUUGUCUUGCCCAAGCGGAAGAGGGAUUUCGACAAACACAAAUCCAACCCCUCGACCUCGUCAAUCGCAAGUUACCGAAGAGACAGCAAAGAGCUUCUUGCCUCUGCUGUCGUAGACGAGAAUAUCAUCUAUGCGAGGCAGAAGAGUGCACGAUCCGAAUCGGCAGACCUCCUCUGCUUGACCACCGAUGUGCGGAUAGGUCACCUUGCCCCCGGCGCAUGCUACACGGUAGAUUUGAAGUUCCUCGCGCUUUGUUCCGGGGUUUUUGGAGUCGAGUCUGUGAGGAUUAUCGAUCUAGCAACACAAGAAACUGCCGAUAUUCGUGAUCUGCCCAGUAUAGUUGCCACCGAGACACUGGACGAGGCGGCAAGCAACUAAGCAUAAGUGUGAUGAUAGAGAACGAGCCCACUAAGAUCGAGUAAACGCAUUGUAUGGAAAAAUGGAAAGCGAUCUCGGAUCUUUUUAUAUCAGUCUCGGAGGUUUCAUUUUGCUAGCGUACGCGAGAUCAGUUUCAGACGAAACGAUCUGUCGUGAGAUAAUUC
Aaosphaeria arxii CBS 175.79 is the source of this 1943-nucleotide messenger RNA. RefSeq lists its product as uncharacterized. The record is from RefSeq and is a predicted model, not a curated record. Lineage: Eukaryota; Fungi; Ascomycota; Dothideomycetes; Pleosporales. The transcript has 4 exons. Gene Ontology annotation, cellular component: trans-Golgi network; TRAPPII protein complex. Bases 31 to 1779 code for a protein of 582 amino acids. Gene Ontology annotation, biological process: intra-Golgi vesicle-mediated transport.